Lasiosphaeria miniovina is the source of this 1425-nucleotide messenger RNA. RefSeq lists its product as uncharacterized. Lineage: Eukaryota; Fungi; Ascomycota; Sordariomycetes; Sordariales; Lasiosphaeriaceae. The transcript has 2 exons. The coding region runs from base 305 to 1306 and encodes 333 amino acids. The record is from RefSeq and is a predicted model, not a curated record.
CGACGACGACGACGACGAUGCCGAGGACAUCGCUACGAUGAAUGCCCUCAACUCGAAGACCCAGUCGACGAAGAAAGGUCCCGUUGUUCUCGGCGCUGUACCAACGAAGGUGGCCAACACAAGAGCGGGUCUUUUCGAGCCUUGGAAGCAUAUGGUGUUUAGUCGGUCGGUCCGGGACUUCAACAAAGCGAAGACUAUAUUGAAUCGUCAGUUUUCGACGACUCAAUCACGAAUCGUCAAUCACAUCAACAAGGACCUGCUUCUAUACAAAGAACAGUGGGCGGGCUGUUAUACGAAGAUGUAAAUGAAUGCGGGCGUGCGAACCACAUCGCCGAAUGAAUCCAACAACGGCUCGGUAAAGUCGGAAGGCCUGUCGGGUCGGUCGGGCCUCAUCGAGGUCCUUGAGGCUGUAGAUCGGCAUGUUACCUACCGCUACGAUGUCUACAAAGAGGCAACAGCUAAGUCGUCAAGCUCGGUGCCAAAGGCAUACCUUUUGAAGAAGUGGCUUGGUCCCUGCCUUAUGCAGUUAACUCGGUGGGCUCUAGAUCUCCUUGUCGAACAACAUAGGAAGAUUACUUUCCCUACCGCUACAACGCCCGGCCGACCUCUUCCUCCCUGCACCGGAAGAUUCGGUAGUCAGUACGGCUUGCCCUGCGCGCAUACGAUGCUCGAAAGAUACAAUGAUGAUCACGAAGACAGUGUUUUGGUUGACCCACUUGACUGCGACCGCACCUGGCAUCUCAAAAAGCACAGAGACGCGGAAGAUAAGUAUCCACGGAUCGAAAAGCCCGACAAAGCGAUGCCGAAAGGUCACCCUGUCAAUCAGGGCGGUCCUUUUGAAAAUGAAGCCAUCCUCCCGGAGCCACCGGCGCCGAAGACGAAGACAGCAGCCCGGAGCGGCACGAUUCGCCGGGACGCGCGGCGUUACUAUUCACAGUUCGAGGUAGCCGGGCCGAGCCUAGAAGAGCGGGAUGAACAAGAUGAACAGGAUGAAGAAGACAUGGAGAUUGAGUCGGACUGCAUCGUCGUCGGCGCAGGGACAAAGAGAAAGGCAACAACACAACAGAGGAAGAAAGGGAAGAAAAGAAAGACAACGAAGAAGACGAGCAAGCCUGUCAAGGACAAGGCGAGCCGCCCGGGCCGGGCCAAGACCCACCUCUAUGACAUAAAGGUAAAAGAGUGGUGGGACCGCAGGGCUCAACGCAGGAGCUCGUGGGAGGUUUCAAACACUGAUGAAGACGUAUUCUUCGAUUCCUUGGAUGAAGAUGACCCUUUUCCUCGUAAGGAGGACUUCAUAGAUAACUAGGUUGCUAGAUUGACGGGCUCAACACCAAGGAAUUGCAUCACCAUAACAAACUAGGUUAUCAUUAGACUAGAUUGCUAGACUCAACACCAAGGAAUUACAUCACCAUGUCAACAAAUCAG